AUGUCACGUAUUAUUAUAAAAGGUCUGCCAAGUUUUUUGGUUGACGAUGGAAAAUUGAGAGAGCAUUUUGAGAAACGUUUGAUACAGCUGCAUGACAGUACGACAAAGAUAAAGGAUUUGAUCACAGAUGCCAAGAUUGUGAAGGACAAAAACGGUAGCACUAGAAGAUUCGCUUUCCUAGGAUACCGUGACGAAGCAGAUGCGUUUGAUGCGGUGGAGUAUUUCAAUGGUUCCUACUUCAAUACAUCAAAAGUCGAAGUUUCGAUGGCCAAGAGCUUUGCAGAUCCACGAGUACCUAAGCCUAUGAAAGAACAAAGAAGGGAGAUCGCAAAGAGACUAAGGGAGAAAGAGGAGGCCUUUUUAAGCGAAGCGCAGAAUAAUAAGAAGACUAAGGUAGUUGAUAAGAAAAAAGUAUCUAUUGAUGCGGAGAUUCAGAAAAAUAAGCAACUGCAAGAAUUCAUAGAAACCAUGAAACCUAGCUCCCAGGUAGCGUCGUGGGAGACACCAGGGUUGAAAAAUGCAGCUGAGGAAAAUAUGAAUGAGAAUGAUAAUGGAGUGGGAAACACCCUUUUAGCUCAUGCCUUAGCAAUGAAGGACGAAGCUAAGGAUGUCGAAAAUGCUAGUGAUGAUGAAUAUAUGGAUUUGAACUCCAAAGGGACCUCGAAGGAGAACGAUCAAAUCGAAGACGAAAAAAUGAUGGAUUUGAGUGCAUUCGCCAAGGAUGAAGAUGCCCAGAAUGAGGAUGCAACAGAAAAUUCAGCACGAGAUGAAACAGUAUCAGAUAUGGAUUGGUUCAAACAAAAACUGGUUAGAAUCAAUGCCAAUGGUGAAGUGAUGGAAAGAACUAAGGCUGAUUCGACUGCGAUUUCAGAUCCGUCAAAUUCGCAAGUGAGAGAGGAAGCAAAACAGGAGGAAUCAGAACAGAAAGAAUCUAAAAAAUCACAAGAAGAACUAGCCAUAGAAAAAAUUAAUAAAACAGGAAGACUGUUUCUGCGGAAUAUUCUUUAUAAUUCUACGGAGGAUGAUUUUAGACAGCUUUUUAGUCCCUAUGGUGAAUUGGAGGAAGUUCAUAUCGCAUUAGAUACAAGAACCGGCCAAUCAAAAGGUUUUGCAUAUGUCCUAUUCAAGGAUUCAAAAAAGGCUGUUGAUGCAUACAUUGAAUUAGAUAAACAAAUUUUCCAGGGCAGACUUCUCCAUAUCUUGCCGGCAGAUGCUAAGAAAGAUCAUCGUUUGGAUGAAUUCGAUUUGAAAAAUAUGCCACUUAAAAAACAAAAAGAGCUGAGAAGGAAGGCAACGGCAUCAAGACAAACUUUUUCGUGGAAUUCUCUAUAUAUGAACCAAGACGCAGUUCUUGGAAGCGUAGCUGCUAAACUGGGUUUGCAAAAAUCACAAUUGCUGGAUCCUGAGAAUUCUAAUUCUGCUGUCAAGCAAGCAUUAGCUGAGGCUCAUGUCAUUGGUGAUGUAAGAAGAUAUUUUGAAACCAAAGGUUUAGAUCUAACCAAAUUUGGGCAAGCAAAGUCAGGUGAAGAAAGAGAUGAUCGUGUUCUGUUGGUCAAAAAUUUCCCAUUCGGCACAACCGUUGAAGAACUUGGUGACCUUCUCCUUCCCUUUGGGAAAUUGGAGAGGUUUCUUAUGCCUCCAGCAGGAACAAUAGCCAUUGUUCAGUACAGAGAUGUCACCUCAGCAAGAGCAGCUUUUACAAAGCUAUCAUAUAAGAGAUUUAAGGAUACUAUCAUAUAUUUGGAGAAGGGGCCUAGUAACUGCUUUACCAGAGAUGCUAAGAACGAUGAAUCCUUAGAGAAUAACGCAAAUGAAGAAAGCAAAAAUGUUAAAGAAGUUAAACAAACAUCGGAUGACGUUAUUCAGGCACAAGCGGCGGAACACGGUGAAGUUGAUAAGCAUGACGAUGCUGUUGAUGGGCCAACAGUAUCUAUUUUCAUUAAAAACUUGAAUUUCUCCACAACUAAGCAACAAUUGCAGCAAAAGUUCAAAUCAUUCGAUGGAUUUGUCGUUGCACAAGUCAAAACCAAGCCCGAUCCUAAGAGUCCAAAUAAAAUUUUAUCAAUGGGGUUUGGUUUUGUAGAGUUUAGGACCAAAGAGCAAGCACUUGCUGUUAUUUCAGCUCUAGAUGGUUCUAUAUUGGAUGGGCAUAAGAUACAGUUGAAAUUAUCACACAGGCAGGGCAAAACAGGCACUGGUAACUCUCGUUCGAGAAGUGGAAAAAGUGGUAAAAUUAUUGUCAAGAACUUACCAUUUGAAGCCACAAGGAAAGAUGUCUUUGAACUAUUCAGUUCGUUUGGUAAUUUGAAAUCUGUUAGAGUUCCAAAGAAAUUUGACAAAAGUGCCAGAGGUUUCGCUUUCGUUGAAUUUCUUCUACCAAAGGAAGCUGAAACGGCUAUGGAUCAAUUACAAGGUGUACAUUUGUUAGGCCGUAGAUUAGUAAUGCAAUUUGCUCAAGAAGAAGCUCGAGACACAGAAGAAGAGAUAGCCAGGAUGACCAAAAAAAUGCAGAAGCAGGCUGCAACGAGAGAAAUUGCUUCAAUCAAAAGCAACGGAGGUAGAAAAAGAUUGGACAUGGAUGAAGAAGAAAAUGAUGGGUUGAAUGGCAUUUAA
This is a messenger RNA of Zygotorulaspora mrakii, 2613 nucleotides long. It is a transcript of the gene MRD1, whose product is annotated as RNA-binding ribosome biosynthesis protein MRD1. The transcript has a single exon. Bases 1 to 2613 code for a protein of 870 amino acids. The record is from RefSeq and is a predicted model, not a curated record. Gene Ontology annotation, molecular function: RNA binding. Lineage: Eukaryota; Fungi; Ascomycota; Saccharomycetes; Saccharomycetales; Saccharomycetaceae.